GCAAUAAAUUCGGAAAAGUGAGGCGAGUAAAAGUGAAAUUGACAUACGCUGUGCAACUGUGAGACGGCGACGUUGAUGAAAAAGAUCCUCAGUGCUUCAAAGACAGUUAAAAAGCGCAUACGAGUAAACAGUGUUGCAUAGUUAAUAUACUAUACAUUACGUAUAAACAGUAAAUAAUAACCAUGGGCAGCUGCUGUUCAAAGGAUCCGGAUUCGCAGACCUCCUGGAGUCCUUCGGAGACCAAAAAUGCGAGCACAACGUCGACAAUUGUUGCGCAGCCAACGAACGAUAGUACUUCGGCUGGAGUGUUUACGAGCACGUUAGUUGUGCCGGCUGACGCAGAAGGCAUGAGCUCGGAGACAACGACAACAACUAUUAUAAAGACAACAAAAGUCACAGAGACUGUGACGACCUCGGAGGAAUGAAUGCUGAUAACGCCACUACGAGUGGCUGCAGGAAACGAGUGAAUAACGACCAAAUAAUAAAAGCAUUUAGUAUUAAUUUAUACACAAUUAAGUAACACAUGUAUACCUACAGACAUAUUAUAUGUACAUAUGUAUAUAUACGUAUAUAAGCACAGAGUUGGAACGAACCCAGUUGAAGAAAGUACACAGUACAAUUAAAUAUCUACCAUACCAUGAAAAAUAUUGUAGAAGACGAGCUCAUUGUAAAUAGAUUUUUUAAUGCGUGCAAUAAAAAGUAGUUUUCGAUAAAAUUGUAAAAUUCUUCACUUUCCGAUAUCUAAUUCUAGAUUCCAGUACGAGUCAUAUUUCCCUAAAUCUCAAACUUUUUGAUGAACACCCGAAACCAAGUAAUUAACUGUGGAAUGUGGAAGGGGGGCAAGCUUUGGCCGUCGAAAGUUGAAACGCAUUUAAUUAAUCGGGCAGUGCAUCGUUAAGUGCAGCGUAAAAGCGUUGAGCGAGAAAAAGAAAACACAGUUCAUUCUUAUUGUUAGCUGGCUCAGCAGUCAAGAUCAACAUUGCGAGCCUGCUGCCUGCCCUGCACCGCCCUUAAAACGCGCGUCGCCGCUGCCCAUCCAGUUCUAAUCAGCCGAUGCGCGCCGCUUUAAUAAGCGCUCGUAUAAUCGUCAAUCAGUUUAGUUCAAAUACCCGUCGCGACAACAACAUCCCUCUCAGAAUCAGAAUACAACGCGCACAACAGUUCUCAUAUUAUUCAAAUUUUAAUUUAAUUCAAUAAAAAAUAAAUUUAAAUUCAAUUUUGCACCGCAACGUGUAUCGAUUGAGCGAGUUGUUUUCCAACGCUUGUCGCGCUUUUGCUACAAAUUAUUCGUGAAAUUGAUUAGUUGUUGAUUUUGUUGGUGGUGCGCGCGUGACAUAUGGCGCAGAUUUUGAUCUCGAUAUUGGCUGCCGUGGUGGCGAUUAGCAGUUUUGCCCAAGGCUUCGUGCUGCCACACUACGCACAGAUCAUGGGCAUCGAUUACGAGUACGCCGAGGAGACGCCGGCAGCGCCCACCCCAACGCCCAGCUACAUAAUGCGCAUCGCACAGUCCAAUGAAUUGGGCGAACCCGGUGUGGCCGAGGUCACCAAAUUCAUCGACGCCGACGCCGCUGCGCCAACCAAUCAACCAGACAGCGCGAAGCCUGCUACAAACGACAGACCGAAGGUGAUAAAUAAGAAGAGCACAGCGGAUACGACAAGCACAGAGCAGCGGCGGCAGGGCAAGACGCUGACCUAUACAGAACUCGACAAACUGCUGGCCAAUUGGCAAAUGGAUAAGGAGCGCAAUGCUUACGAAAUGCAGGCCAACAAACAGUACGGACUCAAUGCGCGCCACUACUGACGGGGAUCAAGAAAUUUUUGUUUGUUUAUGUUUGGGGAAAAUGUUGUUGUUUUAGUGCCUAGGUACUCGUAUGCAUGUUGGCGAACGGUAUUAAACCGACUGUUGCUUGAAGUGUGUUGCUGAUAACGGAAUGUAAUGCGCAUUGCCAUUACUAAACGAAGAGGAACGGGUUUCGGUUGUCUAAAAUCAAUAUUUGCGUUUGAUAAUUAUUUUUUUUUAAGCCAUUUUGUUAAUAAAAAUGAUCUGCUGAUUGUACCAUAACGGCGAAGGCCAAGGUUCAAACGCAUUAACUGUGUCAGCUUAUAAAUAUUAGUUUAGUUAGAUUUAUCUCUUCCAAAUGCCUUGUAAUCUUUAUCAGAAUAAAAUAAUCUACAAAAGCUGCUAUUAAACGGCCGAGUACACAAAUAAAGUAAA
Molecule: messenger RNA, 2215 nt
Organism: Bactrocera dorsalis (oriental fruit fly)
Lineage: Eukaryota; Metazoa; Arthropoda; Insecta; Diptera; Tephritidae
Exons: 2
Coding region: 183-425 (80 amino acids)
Source: RefSeq, a predicted model, not a curated record